Messenger RNA from Microstroma glucosiphilum, 3899 nucleotides. RefSeq names its product TPR-like protein. Gene Ontology annotation, cellular component: Ski complex. The transcript is spliced from 2 exons. The coding region runs from base 86 to 3826 and encodes 1246 amino acids. Lineage: Eukaryota; Fungi; Basidiomycota; Exobasidiomycetes; Microstromatales; Microstromataceae. The record is from RefSeq and is a predicted model, not a curated record. Gene Ontology annotation, molecular function: protein binding.
CCAGGUCACCAUCACCAUCACCAUCACCCAUCAGCACUCACCUUGUCCAUCUCGAGACUCGGUCAGCCACCUUGCGCCCGUUGCGAUGUCAUCGGCCUAUGCAAAGGCAAAGCUCAAGGAGAGCAGAGAUGCCAUUCAGCGCAAGGAUUGGUCAGCCGCCCGCGAAGCUGCAGAGAGCGUCCUCGAGUCCGAAGCAGACAACUACAAUGCCACCGUCUUCCUAGCUUUGGCUCUUUUGAAUGAGGAACAGCACGCCAAGGCCGAAGAGACGUAUCUCAAGGCGAUAGAACUCCAGCCUACUCAGCCACUCGCGAUACAGGGACUGCAGAAGCUCUAUGAGCAGCGCCAGGACUGGGCAAAGUUGGUAGAGCUGCUACGCAAGCAGGCAGAUGUUCACCUUGCAAAUGGCGAUGCUACAAAGUGCGGAGAAUGCGUACAGAGGAUCAUAGAGAUUCAGAAGAGCGAAGGCGCUAGAAGUCAGAGGGCAGACGCUCUGAGUCUGGCUCUGCCCACCUCCAAGUAUUAUGAUCUACUCCGCACCCUUCCAGAGCCGGAGCCCACUGCCCCGCUCUCGACCACAACCUUCGAGAUUCAGAUGGCAAUCCACUUGGAAUCGUUAAGGACGACGAAAGAGGUCAUAGAGCUUCUGGAAUACAUUGAACAAGACACUGUAGACAAAGAAGUUGAGAAGAAGAGGAUGAGGAUAGAAGGGGCUGGCAAGACCCGUGACGUCCUUCGCAACGAGGCCGGGGUCCCGGUUUGGUCGCAAAGCACUCUGCCCCUACGUUAUGAGGAGAUACUCGCUCAUCCAGACGCUAGCGAUCAAGAUAGAAGGGAUGCCGAGGCGAAGUUGCUUCGUUACCUUCACAGGCUCCUGCUGGCCCUUCCAGCUCGGCAAGCCCCGUCGCAAGGUCCCACUGGCACCGCGGCAGUAGCAACACGUACAUCUGACGCCGAAGGCGAAGCAAUGGCCCUGAAGGCUCAAUGUAGAGAUCGCCUGGCAGAGAUGUGUCGAGGCAUGGUCCUUGUAGGAGUGCCGGACGAGCUUGCCUGGACCAUCCACCUCGAGUGGCAGGAUAUUGCCAGCCUAGACCAGCUACCUCUCCACCAUCUGCGAAGCUUCAUGCAUCACUUCCCUCGCUCUGGAAUGUCCAUGGCCUUUCGCGCACUUCUACUCCUCGUUCGAGACGAACAGUUCCUGCGCGAAGCAGAGGAAGCUCGCAAAGUGGCAGAUAUAGACCACGGAGUAGUCGACGACGAUCCUCUGGUGCAAGUUGCUGGUGCCCUGGAGAGCCGACCGGACAGCUUGCUCGUUGGAAGGAUUGCAGCCAGGCUUCACCUCCUUGAUCAUGACUUUGUCACCGUGUCAGACAUCGCCUCGAAUGCUCUGAAGGUCCUCUCCAAUUUGCAACAAGAUGCCGCUGUAUCCUUGCCAGACACCGAGCGUGAUCUGACCGGUGUCAGGGCGAUCGCGCUGUCUCGCAGCGCAAGGUCGCAAGAUCAUGUCAUGUCAAUGAGACUUUUGGACCUUGUGCUCGAACACGGUGAAGAUGCCGAAAUCCUAUUGGCCAGAGGAAGUCUUGAGUCGCACGCAGGGAGAUGGGAGUCAGCCAAAAGUCUCUUUGCCCGCUGCAAGGACUGGUGUCUCAGCCACACGACUGCAAGUGAUGCAGAGAAGCUCCUCAGACUGCACCGUGACCCGGUCACGCAGGCCCGGGCGGAAGUGGCAUGGUGCAAUGUGCAGCUCAACGACUUGGAGUCUGCUGACGACGAGCUGAGCCAUGUCAUUGAGGCGAUGGACAACGAUCCCGAGCAAGCCUUUGGCGACGAGGAUCGUGCGCGGGCUUGGCACAGGUGGGGUGUCUGUGCUUUAAGGCUUGCUCAAAAGAACGGGAGCGCGUUUACUCUAGCGUUUGAGCGCUACAUCACCUCUCUGAAGCGGUCACCCUCCUUCGCCCCGACUUUCUCUGCCCUGGGCGAGUACUACGAGACAUACCAAGAUCCCCUUGAUUCUGUCCGCUCCACCAAGUGCUACCAGAAGGCGUUCGAGCUCGACUCUACCCAAUCGAUCGCGGCCUUCAAGCUCGCAAGCCACUAUGCAACGGAACGUGAAUGGGAUCUGGUCGCCAUGAUCGCCAAAAGAGUUGUUGAUGGUGAGGGAGGUGCUGCGGCUCUGGGAGGUCAGACUGCCGCCAUGCGAAAGCACAAGACGUCCAAUGUGUGGGCUUGGAAAGCCAUCGGCUCUGUACGCUUGCAAAAGGGAGAUCCUGAGGAUGCGAUCACACCAUUGCAGGUAGCGUUGAGGUCCUCAGCUGAUGACGCCGUGACAUGGCAACGUCUGGGCGAAGCCUAUGCCCGGACAGGGCGCUAUGCAGCUGCUCUCAAAGCUUUCGAUCGGGCGUACGUCUUGGAUAACGCCAGUUGGCAGUCCCAGUACAGUAUAGCAGAUGUGAAACGAGAACUCGGUGACUACGACGAGGCCAUCGAAAUACUCCUCGAGAUCGGCGCAAGCAGGCCAACUGAGUCCGGCGUCACCAUUGCCACUGCGGAGACAUUCUUGCUCAAAGGUCGACAAGAGGCGCAGACUGGUUAUACAGCCAGAGCGCUACAGUCUUUCGAAACAUCCCUGAGCGAGUGCACGCGCUCUCUCAAGAGUGAACCGCAGAUGCGCAGCCCGUGGAAAGUUGUGGCUGAUAUCUGUUCUGAGUUGAGCAAGAUGGCAAGUCUUGAGGUCGUUGGCCCUCUUCUGACUGGCUGCCUACGACCUCUGAUUUCGAUCGCUGCCGAGCAGAACGUCGAUGCGGAUCUGCCUUCGAUCAAUGCAGUUGAUGCUGCUGCUGUGAUAGCCUCGUACGACAAUGCAGAGGAACACGCCUACGCGGUGCCGCUCGCGCUGAGCUCUUGCUACGUCAACAAGCUGAGAGUGAUCCUCUCAGCUUCGGACGACCAUCAGAUCGGGCCAGCGUGGGCUGAUCUGGCCAUUUCGCUCUCUCGUCUCGCUGGUCUGCAAGAGGAUCAACUGCCUGCUUCGCAAGCGAUCAGCUCCGUCAAAGCCGCGCUCAACCACGAGCCUGCUAAUCCGACGUUUUGGUUGGCGUUGGGCAACUUCACCUUUGACAGCAGUCUCAAGGUCAGCCAGCAUGCUUACAUCAGAGCUAUAGAGAAUAGCGUGAACGACGCUACUCCGUGGAGUGCUUUGGGCCUGCUCUACCUACAUCACGGCGACCCGGAAUUGGCGAGGCAAUGCUUCGUUCAAUCUCAGACAUUGGAUCCUGACUACGCGCCGCCAUGGAUCGGGCAAGCAAUGGAGUCUGAAGACUCAAGCAGAGCAACGGAGCUCUACGGUCAUGCCGUCGAGUUGUCCGAAGGCUCUUUUGCUGAGGCGGACUAUGGCUUCGCCUUGCAUGCUCUGACAGAGAAGCGUCACGACGAGUUGCCCAGCGCAUCUUUUGCAUUGUCAACUCAAAUCUCGCGUCAUCCUUACGACGAGACUGUCUUGCACCUAUCAGGUCUUGUUGCGGAGCGACUGGGUCAGCAGUGUUUGUCUUCCACUCGGAUCGAGGCGGCAGCAAGCUUGCUGGAAUCUGUCUUCGAGCAGAAUGAAUCACCUGAGGUGGCCACAAAGUUUGCGAUUGCGCAGAGCAACCUCGGAAGGGUUCGUGUGCUUGGCGGCGACAGCGAAGGAGCCAAGCAGAAUUGCGAGACCGCCUUAAGCUUGCUCGAAGUUGAUGAUGAUAUUGAUUUGAGCGCCGUUAGCGGGGAGGACGACAUCAGUAGGGCAAUACGCAAUGCGCAAAAGAUGGCUGAGGUUGAUGAUCACAUGUAAUUCUAGCCAAAGAGUGUGCUGAUGAUACAAUCCCACACUUAUUACUUCGCGCCACUCAUGCAUCUUGGGAAAC